AUCUGGACAACAAAAUACUUGGAGGAGUUUAAACCGGGGCAGCAGUUAGGAAUCUCAGCAGACGGACGGAUUUCUUCAACAUGAAUCCUGCUCUGGUGGUGUUAGUGUCGUCUAUGCUGGCCACAGUGGCAGCUCAGUCUCAUGACCAUCAUGACAUGGCCUGGGUCAACAGCUACCGGCAGGGCUUCAACUUCCAGUGUCCCCACGGAGAGGUUCUCGUGGCCAUCAGGAGCUACUUCAGCGAGCAGGAUGGCUCAGACCGCUUGUGGACAUUUGAGUGCCAGCCCACACCUGAGGGUCUGGGUGAGCCCACUGACUGCUGGUGGGACGACAUCAACCGUGCUGGGUUGGAGUGGACUUCAACGUGCACUCGCAAUGGCCUGGUAGCGGGUGUACAAAGCAAGUACUUUGAAUCUGUUCUUGACCGGGAAUGGCAGUUCUACUGCUGCUAUUACAAACGCCGCUGUCCCUACUCCUGCAUGAAGACCACCGACGUUCCUGAAUACUACAGAGAAGAAGGAGAGCUGGUGGUCCCUAGUUAUGGCUACUUCAUCCGAGGUGCCCAGACCACCUUCAGCGGAGUGCUAAGAGAUCGGCAGUGGAAGUACAUCCUGUGCAGAAUGACAGACUUUGACUGUGAAUUUGAAAAUCUGUAGAUCCAUAUCCAUAAACACUUUUAACUACAAAUACAUAUUUACUCCAAAAACAUAAUACUGACAUUAUACAAAAGUAGAAUGACUCAUAUUUUUGUUGACGUAUUUAGAUGAAUGGCUCUACCACAGGCAUGUCAUAUAUGCCUGUAUAAUCAAUGUUUUUUAGUUUAGCAUGAAAAAUGCCUGCUCAUAUAAAGGGAACUGUUAAAUAAACAUCAACACAGAGGGUCUACGGGGGAUUUGGGGAUUUUUUGAGGGUUGUGUUACGAAGCAAGAUUAAUGUGUUGGCGAGGUAUGUUGAUCCUAAAGCCAGAGUUUUGAAUGGCACGAAGGUGGCUCUGUUUUAACUCGACUAGAUCGCCAUGGUUACUUAUGCUGCACACCUAACCAGCUCUGGAGGAGGUUGAGAUCUAAAUCAGAUUCUCAGCUGAGGGGAUUCGUUAUAUGGAAACCUAUUGAGCUGUAUGUUAGUAUUAGCACAGAAUGAAGCCGUGUUAACUGUAUGCUUCACGUUGGUCCUGAUUUGCUGCCAAGUUUAUUUUACACUGCUGGUAAUAGAACACCAGUUUGAAAAUGUAUUACUCUAUUGGAAUUUAUCAUAGAUAAUAUUACAUAAAUGAAAUGAAUUUCACUCUGAUUCAGCCAAAAAGUAAUGUGAUUUCCACAUCCGUCGUAUAUUAUGGGACAGACCUACGACCAAUUCUUGAGCAUAAUGCUUAAAUAUGCUGUAUCAAGUUUAAAGGUUAAGAGCUCUACCAUGUGCAGUUGUCACUGAGACAUUGAGAGUGCAUUGAGUCAAUCAGCAAUUUCCUGCCAGCCUCUCUUGCCUUGUUUGCAGCAACUGUUGCUUUUUGUUGUAAUAAUUAUUUUAUAUUCGUCAUAGCUCUCCAUUAUAACGACAUGUUCCUCAUGACAGAAGUAGGCGGCACACAAUUGGUCAAUUUUAUGCGGAAGAAGAGUCGAAUUAAGUGUCAGACAUCCUCUUUUAUAGGAAUGUGCACAGAAAGUGAUGAACAAAACCUGGGUUAGCAAAGAUGAAUGGAGAUUUUAGGUUUUGCUGAGCCAGCUAACGCAAAGAAAAGCUUGGCUAGUCAAAAUUGCUUCGUAGUACACCCCUCAGACACAUCAGACGGCUUAAGUGUUUUAUUUGCAAGAGGAACUGGUCCUUUGGUAGGACGUGAAAGUGUUUUUUUCAAAACAAACUCGAUUAUUUGAUGGUGUGGUCAUGGUGGUGGAAACACUGUGUCAGGUUCUGCUCUGAGAUCUCUUAGUCGGGGUCACAUGACCAUGGUGGCCAAAUAAAAAUAAAACCAUUUUUAUAAAAACAUUCAGUGAGCUGCAGGGCGUGGCUGAUCGGGAUAUUGUCUUGGAAGUAAUGCCUGGAACAAUCGUGUAUGUGUUAGAAGUAAUGGAAAGCUCUUUCAGAAUCACUGGCAACACGAGCUUCACAUGCAAUGAAGAGUCCCACCUGUUUUCAAUUGACUUCAUAUCCCUCCUUUAUGAAAGGUUCUCGUUCAGUUUGGCAAUUACAGCAAUACAGUGCGCUGUACUGGAACUGAUGUAACUAUACCAUGUGAAAAUGGGAUUAAAACCAUCCAUCUUCUAA
Molecule: messenger RNA, 2259 nt
Organism: Morone saxatilis (striped sea-bass)
Lineage: Eukaryota; Metazoa; Chordata; Actinopteri; Moronidae
Gene: dpt
Product: dermatopontin
Exons: 4
Coding region: 81-656 (191 amino acids)
Biological process (GO): collagen fibril organization
Cellular component (GO): extracellular matrix
Molecular function (GO): extracellular matrix structural constituent
Source: RefSeq, a predicted model, not a curated record